AUGAGGCUAUUCGUCGCCGUGUCCACCGCCUCGGCCCUCUUGGCGGUGUCCCUGCUGUGUGGACCUCAACAAGCUCAUGCGUCCCUUGCAAAGUCGGAUGAUAUUACCACCCUCUUCGAGGCGCUCGCUGACAUCACCCGUCCUCCCUCCGAAAAGCAUCUUCCUGCUGACCACAAGCUCGUAGGCCUCAGCUCGGAUCCCAGCCAGCCUGGUGUUCAGUGGAGUGUCCAGCAGGCCCAGCCCACCAUCCUCGAGGAUGGUCAGCUCAACACGCCUGACUUUACCCUCGUCACGAGCGGCGAAGGGAACAACUUUGCUUCGCCUGCCGCUAUGUCAGAAGAUUCGGCCUCCACCUCGAGUGCAGCCAGUCGCAACCCUGGCAUUACCAAUGCUAAGCAAGCACUGUCCUCAAGCUCCUUCUAUCCUGUCAACCCGCCCUCGUUCCCGCUGGCUGUGCGAAGCCCCUACCUCAACGCCUGGCUCCCUUCGGGCUCCAACCUCGCCUCGACUCCUCCCAACAGGGUCGGCAAUGGCGGCUACCUGGCUGGCCAGUGGACCUCCUUCUGGACCUCGUCGUACGGCGCCGAUGGCGACUAUCGUCUUGGCUGGUCCGGCUACAUCCGUAUCGACAAUGUCACCUACGAGUGGAUGGGCAACGGCUUUGGCACGCUUGUGCGUGCUGGCCUCGCUGCCACUCAGCUCCGCGCCGAGUACACAGCCACGCGUACCAUGUUCGCCUUUGAGGCCGACAAGGUCAAGUUCAACGUCACCUUCUUGACCCCAAUCACUCCUGACGACUAUGUCCGCCAAUCUCUGCCUCUCAGCUAUCUGCACGUCGAGCUGGACAAGUCCACCAUCAAAAAUCGCAGCAUUCAGCUGUACACCGACAUCGACGAGCGAUGGGUCACCGGUCACGAUUACGACUUUGCUGACUGGCCCUACGACCAGCAGUACUACGAGAAGAACGACACUUCGGUCUUCUUCAUCACGCGCAAGCACCCCGAGGUCUACACUGAGUUCCGCCAGCGCGCCGAGUGGGGCAAUGCUACGUAUGCCGCUCGUAACCACACCGGUCUCACUUCGAGGAACAACAACAACGUCGUCGUUCACACCGAAUUCAUCGAUCACGGCAAGCUUUCGUUCGAUCACGGUCCCGUCGGUGGACCCGACAACUCGUUUGCGUUUGCAGUCGACUUUGACGCCAAGCACGCCGCUAAGGAUGCCCUCUUUGCUGUCGGCCAUAUGCGUACUCCUUACGUCAACUACAUCCGUGCCAAACACCCCGGCUCCAACUCGACCAAGAGCUACCAGGAAGACCGCUACGGCUACUGGCAGACGCAAUUCGGCGACUCGCUCCAGGACGCCGUGGCUUUCUUCAUCAACGACUUUGACUCUGCCCUCGAAAAGGCCAAGAAGUUCGACAGGCAGGUGCUCGAGGACUCCCGAGCGGCUGUGGGUGGCGGCGAAGUUGGUGACAAGUACGCGGCCAUCACGCAGCUCUCUGUCCGUCAAGCGUUCGCCACGUUCGAGAUCACAGUCAGCAAAGAUUCCAAGGGCAGGUAUAACACGUCCGACACGCUGCUUUUCCUCAAAGAAAUCUCGUCCAACGGCGACAUGUCGACGGUCGACGUCAUCUUCCCACUCUUCCCUAUUCUGUCGUACGCCAACCCGGACAUGCUGCGCGAUCUAAUGCUGCCCAUUUUCGAGUACACCGAGUCCGGGCUGUACCCGAACAAGUGGUGCGUGCACGAUCUGGGUACCUACCCGAAUGCCUUUGGUUACAAUGACGGCAACGACGAGCCGAUGCAAGUUGAGGAGUCGGGCAACAUGAUCUGGAUGACGCUGCACUGGGCGCAGUUGGUAGGCAAGUCGAAAGCCAAGCCCUUCCUGAACGAUCACUAUGCGAUCAUGAAGCAGUGGACGCAGUAUCUGGUGGAUGACAGUCUGAUUCCCGCCGAGCAGCUGUCGACGGACGACUUUGCGGGCACGCUGGCCAACCAGACUGACCUCGCUAUCAAGGGAAUCGCGGCCAUCGCCGCCAUGGGCAAGAUCGCGGACCUCCUAGGUCACACCAAGGACGCCAGAUCCUACGCCAACAUCUCGUCGAGCUACAUCAAGCUCUGGCAGGACUACGCCAUCUCUCAUGAUGCCUCCCACACAAAGCUCGCCUACCAAGCCGACGCAUCUUGGGGAACGGUGUACAACCUGCUCGCUGACCGCAUGCUCGAUCUCAACCUAGUUCCACGUGCGGUGUACAAGAUCCAGGAUGCGUGGUAUCCCCGUGUCGCCGAGCAGUACGGUGUACCCCUCGAUUCGCGCCACAAAUGGACCAAGACGGACUGGGAGAUGUUCGCCGCCGCCGCAUCGGACGAUCCUGCGACGCACAAGCUCUUCAUCGAAUUGCUGUAUCGCUUCAUCGACGAUGGAAAGACGGAUGCGCCGUUUACGGACCUGAUGGAGAGCACGACGGGUGAUUUCCCCAAGUGGCCGCAUGACCCGCUGAUUCACUUUUUGGCGCGACCCGUGGUGGGAGGGCACUUUGCGUUUUUGGCCAAGAUGAAGGCGGAUAAGGCCAACGGGGUGAAGGAGGGCGCGUACAGGUAUGGCGAUGAGAACGAUGUUAUCACUGGCAAGCCGAGACCAGGUAAGGGUGGAAAGGAUGGAGAGAUGAGGAAGUCGAAGAGUACAUCGAGCGGCUCCCAGCGGGCGUUCCAGAUUCCGGCCUAG
Molecule: messenger RNA, 2727 nt
Organism: Kalmanozyma brasiliensis GHG001
Lineage: Eukaryota; Fungi; Basidiomycota; Ustilaginomycetes; Ustilaginales
Product: protein of unknown function DUF1793
Exons: 1
Coding region: 1-2727 (908 amino acids)
Source: RefSeq, a predicted model, not a curated record